UUUUGCCUAGACCUUAACAUUGUUGUUUGUUUUCUGGAGGAGACCUGAAGGUUCAGGACAGAGGACGGUGAGCUGCCAUGGUGCACAAGAGCUUCUUGUUAUUCGCUAUUGUCCUGAUUCUAGGACUCAGCAGCCUGACUAAUGGAUUUACUCUCCAAAGACCCACACAACAAUGUGCAGUGCAGCCCAAAGCAAGAGUGAACUGUGGCUACCCAUACAUCAGUGCUCAGACAUGCCACAGCAGAGGAUGCUGUUUUGAUUCAAGUAUUCCUGGAGUCAUCUGGUGUUUCUUUCCUGGAAGUGAUUCAGGACUCAUCCAUUCAGGCCCGAAACCUGACGUGAGCCAGUAGCUCACAGAUCUCAGCUGCGCAGCAACUUCCAUGAUCUCUGAGAAUGCAUCUCUUAAAAUAAAAAUAAGCCACAAAUCUGCCUUUCUGCUCUGAUGAUCUUCUGGAAGAAAAAUAAAGUGAAACUACAUGUAUCUGCAUGUGCUCUCCUGUGGAUGAAACGGAAUUCUGCUGCCAGUGAUGCAUGUUUUUCAACACUCUACUGCACCCUAAAAUAAUAAUAAAAGGAGCAUACAGAAA
Podarcis raffonei (Aeolian wall lizard) is the source of this 587-nucleotide messenger RNA. RefSeq names its product trefoil factor 3-like. The transcript has 4 exons. Lineage: Eukaryota; Metazoa; Chordata; Lepidosauria; Squamata; Lacertidae. The record is from RefSeq and is a predicted model, not a curated record. The coding region runs from base 78 to 350 and encodes 90 amino acids. Gene Ontology annotation, biological process: maintenance of gastrointestinal epithelium.